This is a messenger RNA of Phacochoerus africanus (Common warthog), 4505 nucleotides long. It is a transcript of the gene WDR36, whose product is annotated as WD repeat domain 36. The coding region runs from base 224 to 2911 and encodes 895 amino acids. NCBI's taxonomy places the organism in Eukaryota, Metazoa, Chordata, Mammalia, Artiodactyla, Suidae. Gene Ontology annotation, molecular function: protein binding. Gene Ontology annotation, cellular component: small-subunit processome; Pwp2p-containing subcomplex of 90S preribosome. The record is from RefSeq and is a predicted model, not a curated record. Gene Ontology annotation, biological process: rRNA processing. The transcript has 23 exons.
UGUGGACUGAGGAACCAAAGUCGCACCUUCCCUUCGAGUUCCGAGGGAGCUCUUUUUCAGUUGCACUGAGGAUAGUCUCCGCUCACACGAUUGGCAGCUGGAACCGGAAGCGCUUGGGAGCCUGAGGCCGGGCCGAAGAUUUUACCGCGAGAGACGUGCCAACCCGCUGGGGUGCGCGGUUUCCACCGGGAUUGGAGCCCAGAGGAACUCGUACGCGGUAGCAAUGGAGCGGGGCGCGGGCGACCGCACUGCUAGCGCCCUGUUCGCGGGGUUCCGAGCCUUGGGGCUUUUCAGCAAUGAUAUUCCACACGUGGUGCGGUUCAGUGCGCUGAAGCGCCGGUUCUUUGUGACGACCUGCGUGGGCAAGAGCUUCCACACCUAUGACGUUCAGAAACUUAGUCUGGUCGCAGUGAGUAAUUCUCUUCCACAGGAUAUCUGCUGUAUGGCAGCUGAUGGAAGGCUAGUCUUUGCUGCUUAUGGGAAUGUUUUUUCUGCAUUUGCCCGUAAUAAAGAGGUAGUACAUACCUUUAAAGGUCAUAAGGCAGAAAUUCAUCUUUUGCAACCCUUUGGGGAUCAUGUUAUCUCUGUUGAUACUGACAGCGUUCUUAUUAUUUGGCACAUAUAUUCAGAAGAAGAAUACCUGCAGCUGUCUUUCGAUAAAUCAGUAUUUAAAAUUUCUGCAAUUUUGCAUCCGAGUACCUACUUGAAUAAAAUACUUCUUGGCAGUGAGCAGGGAAGUCUCCAGUUGUGGAAUGUAAAAUCCAAUAAACUUCUGUAUACAUUUGCUGGAUGGAAAACUGGAGUGACUGCGCUUCAGCAGGCACCAGCUGUGGAUGUUGUUGCUGUUGGUCUUAUGUCGGGUCAGGUGAUCAUUCACAACAUCAAGUUUGAUGAAACAUUAAUGAAGUUUCGUCAAGACUGGGGACCUAUUACUUCGAUUUCAUUUCGCACAGAUGGUCAUCCGGUAAUGGCAGCUGGAAGCCCAUGUGGCCAUAUUGGACUCUGGGAUCUAGAAGACAAAAAGUUAAUCAAUCAGAUGAGAAAUGCACAUUCUACAGCAAUUGCUGGGCUAACAUUUCUCCAUAGAGAGCCACUUCUUGUCACAAAUGGUGCUGACAAUGCUCUCAGGAUAUGGAUAUUUGAUGGUCCCACAGGUGAAGGCCGGCUUUUGAGGUUCAGAAUGGGACAUAGUGCUCCUCUUACCAAAAUAAGAUACUAUGGACAAAAUGGACAACAGAUUCUUAGUGCAAGUCAGGAUGGAACCCUUCAGUCAUUUUCCACGAUACAUGAAAAAUUCAACAAGAGCUUGGGACAUGGAUUAAUAAAUAAAAAGAGAGUCAAACGUAAAGGACUUCAGAAUGCCAUGACAGUGAGACUUCCACCCAUCACAGAGUUUGCAGCUGAGGAAGCUCGUGAAAGUGACUGGGAUGGUAUCAUUGCUUGCCAUCAGGGUAAGCUAUCUUGUUCAACCUGGAACUAUCAAAGAUCUACAAUAGGUGCUUACUUUCUCAAGCCCAAAGAGCUGAAGAAAGAUGACAUAACUGCAACAGCAGUGGAUAUAACUUCUUGUGGAAACUUUGCUGUCAUUGGUCUCUCAUCAGGAACUAUAGAUGUAUAUAACAUGCAGUCUGGUAUACAUCGAGGAAGUUUUGGCAAGGAUCAAGCCCAUAAAGGAUCCAUUAGAGGUGUUGCAGUGGAUGGAUUAAACCAGUUGACAAUUUCAGCUGGUAGUGAAGGAUUACUCAAGUUCUGGAACUUUAAGAACAAAAUUUUAAUUCAUUCUGUGAGCCUUGAUUCAUCUCCGAAUAUGAUGCUAUUACAUAGAGACAGUGGCAUUCUGGGACUCGCCUUGGAUGACUUCUCCAUUAGUGUUUUGGACAUAGAAACUAGGAAGAUUGUCAGAGAGUUUUCUGGACACCAAGGCCAAAUAAAUGACAUGGCUUUCAGUCCUGAUGGUCGUUGGUUAAUAAGUGCUUCAAUGGAUUGUUCUAUUAGAACUUGGGAUCUUCCGUCUGGGUGCCUUAUAGACAGCUUUUUGUUGGACUCAGCACCCCUUAAUGUUACUAUGUCCCCUACUGGAGACUUUCUGGCCACUUCCCAUGUGGACCACCUUGGAAUUUAUCUAUGGUCCAAUAUUUCCCUGUACUCAGUUGUUUCAUUACGGCCACUUCCCACAGAUUAUGUUCCUUCGGUAGUGAUGCUUCCUGGUACUUGUCAAACCCAAGAUAUAGAAUUAUCAGAAGAAACCACAGAACCAAGUGAUGAAAUGAUAGCAUAUGACUCCCCAGAACAGUUGAAUGAGCAAUUGGUGACUCUUUCACUUCUUCCUGAAUCCCGGUGGAAAAACCUUCUUAAUCUUGAUGUUAUUAAGAAAAAGAAUAAACCAAAGGAACCACCCAAAGUACCAAAAUCAGCACCAUUUUUUAUUCCAACAGUUCCUGGCCUUGUACCCAGAUAUGCUACACCUGAACAAAAUAAUGAUCCUCAACAGUCUAAAGUGGUAAAUCUUGGAAUUUUGGCUCAAAAAUCAGAUUUCUGCUUGAAACUUGAAGAAGGACUGGUAAAUAAUAAAUAUGAAGCUGCUCUUAGCCUUCUGAAAGAAUUAGGCCCAUCAGGAAUUGAAACAGAGCUGCGAAAUUUGUCUCCUGAUUGUGGUGGUUCUAUAGAAGUUAUGAAGAGCUUCUUGAAAAUGAUUGAGAUGAUGUUGGAUAGAAAGCGUGAUUUUGAGUUAGCCCAGGCAUACCUUGCACUCUUUCUGAAGUUACACCUUAAAAUGCUUCCUUCAGAGCCAGUACUUCUAGAAGAAGUCACAAAGUUGUCAUCACAGUUGGAAGAAACAUGGAUCCAUUUACAAUCACUCUUCAAUCAAAGCAUGUGUGUUUUAAAUUACAUAAAAAGUGCUUUGUUAUAAAAAUAAACAUAGGUAACUAAGUCAAAGACUUUUAUAUUAAAGGAGUUGAGUUUAACUCAUAUCUUUUUUCCAAGUUCCUCAUAUGAAAAGAAAGUAAAUGCCAGCACUGCCAACUAGUCAGUCAUCCUCCACUUUAAAUGCUAAAUACUUUCUUGAAAUAAAAUUAUACCUAUCUUUUGCUUUAAAGAUAUAAAGAAUUUUCUCAAAUGAUUUAUUUCCUGAGACUCUUCAUGUCAAUUACUUGGGUAUGACUUUUUUUUUUGUCAUCACCAAGCUCAUUUUUUUUUUUAAUAUUUGUAACAUAUGAGGUGUGCUGGUGUUUCCUAUAAGGUAUUGCUGAGUUAAACUGAAGAUAAAACUGAUACAUAAUGUAGCUGUAAAAGUGCCUUCAUGUUAUGAGGUAAAAGGCAUGUUUCUUUCCUUGGUGGCCUUUCCUGAAAACAUAGAGCUGGGAGGCGUGUUGGACAGUGCAGCGCUCUUGUAUUGCUCAAGGAAUUGACAAGGAAGUUGCUCAAGAUCUCAGUGACAGAUCCAGAUUUUCUAACACUUCCCUAAUCCUGUCUCCACGGUAACCUUUCUAAAGGAACUUAUUCUUUUAUAUGAGAGGCUCUUUCACAAGCAACUUACUGCAGGAGACAAUUGAACAGACCCCAAGGAUAAGUGAGGAAAUUCCAAAUUCCAUUAAAGAUACCCUUGAAAUGCUUUUCUUCUUCACUGAUGACCUUUUUAUUUGGGAAGAAACUGCUGACUGUACUUUUCUUUCAUAACCAUUGUGAAGCUCUGGAAGUUUCUCUUUCUCUUAUCAUUGUUGUUGUGGUUCAAGACUUCAGCAACCCUAACUAAGCAGUUCUUCUUAAAAAGCACACUGUUCUAAAAACUUUUUAGUUUUUCUAGUUAAAAGUAGUGUCAUUCAUAAAUUUAAACAGGUUGUAUUUGAAUACAGGUACAUUCUAAUUAAGGAUAUACUUUUACAGAAUAAUCUCCUGAAUGAAUAGUCCUUUAAUUGUCAAGGUGUUUUUGUUUAAUCGUAAAAGGCAGAAUUAUUAAACUGCUAAAGAAAUAAGCCAAUCUGGUUUUUAUACUUUGUUCUUUUAGAAAUGUAUGUAAACUUAAAACCAUUUUAUUAAAUGUUAAUAAUGACUUAAGUUCUAGCUUUAAAAACUAUAUUUCCCUUGCUCCAAAUACUGUAUUCUAAAGACAGGUACUAUCUUUAUGCAAGAUAUGAUAUACAGUUAUGUACUAUGUGAAGAUUGUAAAUAUCUAAAAACAUUAAUAAGAGUUCUAAACAACUUGUAUUGCUGUGACAAAUCUUGAACUUUUUUUCACAUGGAAAUACAGGAGUUGAGUAUAUUUUUACUGGAGAUAUCUUUAAAUAGUUUUAAAGCUUCAUUCUGGCAGGUAUUCUUCCAGAAUCUUGUAUGUUUGCCAUCAAGGAAGAGAGGGAGAAAAAAAUACAGAGGAUAAUUUUUUGUGUAUAUAUUUUUAAAAAUAUAUCGGUCUGUAUACACUGCUUUUUCUUUAAAUUUUAAACUACAGACCCAGUAUUUGACUACUGUUGACUUGUGAAAACAUUAAAGACAAGUCUGUUGCUGAU